UUUGCCUUGCCUUCUCGAAGUCAAUAGGUGUGCUUGGUAGCUGUGCGUGCGAGUUUGCUGAAAAAUCAAUAUCAAGUGGAGACUCGAGAAGGAUUGUGUAGUUCAUUGAUCGACUUGCCUGUUCCAGAACUCCAGACGUACUCCACGAUGGCCUCUCAGAAAAUGAAGGCGGCUAAGUGCCCGUCCGACGAGUUGUCACUCUCCAAUUAUGCGAUUGCCAAUAGAGACGACUUCCCAAAUGAAGUGCAACACGUCAUCGUAACAACGGCGCCAGGGCAGUCUUUUAUUUUCUCUUUGAAGUUUGACAAGGUUCAAAGGGGAACAAUUGGUUUCAACCUUCCGCAGAGGAAAUGGGCCACGCUGUCCCUGAAUCAAGACAUCGAAGUGCGACCACAUUUCUUUGACCCGAAGUCACCUACCGAGUUCCUCUCAACAAUAGUUGUUGAAGUCGACUUUCUACAAAAGAAGCAAGCUACGCAGUCUCCCUUCGAUUCUGAUGAAAUGGCCAAGGAGUUUAUGUGUCAGUUUGCUGGUUUGGCGCUGACAGUGGGUCAACCGUUGGUGUUCGCCUUCAACACUGACAAACCGCUGUUGACGGUCUCUGUGAAAUCUCUAGAGUCUGUCGACCCGAACGCCAUGAUGUCAGGUUCCACAGUUAAACCACAAAAGACCAAGAUGGGCCUCUGCAGAGGCAACACCCUUGUCCAAUUCGAAAAGGCAGAGCAGUCUGGCAUUAAUCUCACUGGCAAAGCUAAAGGAGUGCAACCCCGCCAGUCAAUCAUCAAUCCAGACUGGGACUUCCAGAAAAUGGGCAUUGGUGGUCUGGACAAGGAAUUCAACGCAAUUUUCCGCCGAGCAUUCGCUUCAAGGGUGUUCCCCCCUGAAGUGGUGGAGCAACUUGGCCUCAAGCACGUCAAGGGAAUCUUACUUUUCGGCCCUCCUGGCACUGGCAAGACCUUGAUGGCUCGCCAGAUUGGUAACAUGCUGAACGCGCGAGAGCCCAAAAUUGUCAACGGCCCACAGAUCCUGGACAAGUAUGUUGGCGAGUCAGAGGCCAACAUCAGGAGACUCUUUGCUGACGCCGAGGAAGAGGAGAAGCGACUGGGCCCAAACAGUGGUCUUCAUAUCAUCAUCUUUGACGAGAUUGACGCCAUCUGCAAGGCUCGAGGUUCAGUCGCAGGAGCUACUGGAGUACACGACACAGUGGUAAACCAACUUCUGGCCAAGAUCGACGGUGUAGAACAGCUCAACAAUAUUUUGGUGAUUGGCAUGACCAACCGCAAGGACAUGAUUGACGACGCUCUGAUGCGACCUGGACGCCUUGAGGUGCAGAUGGAAAUUAGCUUACCUGACGAGCAUGGCCGAGUGCAAAUUCUCAACAUCCACACCGCCCGCAUGAGAGAGUUCAAAAAGCUUGACCCUGAUGUUGACCCCAAGGAGCUCGCGACUUUGACCAAGAACUUCAGUGGUGCUGAGUUGGAGGGCCUUGUAAGGGCGGCGCAGUCAACCGCUAUGAACCGUCUGAUCAAGGCAGCCUCCAAAGUUGAAGUGGACCCCUCUGCUAUGGAAAAACUACUUGUCUCUCGAUCGGAUUUCCUACACGCCCUUGAAAACGAUGUUAAACCAGCUUUCGGAACAAGCGCCGAAGCGUUGGAUCACUUGUUGGGGCGUGGUGUGUUGGUAUGGGGCAAGCCGGUGUCCUCACUGCUGGAGGAUGGCCAGUUGCUGAUCCAGCAGGCUAAACUUGCUGAAAAUACGGGUCUCGUGUCUGUGCUAAUCGAGGGUCCGCCAAACUCUGGCAAGACGGCCCUUGCUUCCAAGCUGGCCAAGAUGUCUGAUUUCCCGUUUGUGAAGGUGUGCUCUCCAGAGGAUAUGGUUGGCUUCACAGAAUCGGCUAAGUGCCUCUCCAUUAGAAAGAUCUUUGACGACGCAUACAGGUCAGUGCUUAGCUGUGUGUUGGUGGACAACAUUGAGCGUCUGCUGGACUACGGCCCCAUCGGUCCAAGAUACUCUAACCUGACUCUGCAAGCCUUGUUGGUUCUGCUGAAAAAGGAACCACCAAAAGGCCGCAAGCUGUUGGUCAUCUGCACUAGCAGCCGUCGCCAGGUGCUCGAGGAGAUGGAAAUGUUGUCCGCGUUCACAGCAGUCAUGCAUGUGCCCAACUUGUCAACGCCUGAGCAUUUGUUGACUGUUUUAAAAGAAUCUAACGCCUUUUCCCAGCAUGACCUCGCCAACAUCGCCAAAAACGUGAAAGGCCACAAGGUGUUCAUUGGAGUGAAGAAGCUGCUCGCACUGAUUGACAUGGCCAAGCAGACACCUGAGAACAUGCGAGUGGUCAAGUUCCUGACCAAGCUGGAGGAGGAGGGUGGUCUCAUCACGCCCACCUCAAUGCAGUGAGCCCUCCUCUGGGAUAGCCACCCCAUAGCCAUCAGAGGGUUGUCGCACCCACAUACCAUUUCCAAGCAAGUCAAGUUUUGACCUACAUAUAAAAUUGAUCUCAUUUUAUUAUAUAUAUCAACUCGAUUCAUCAAUUAAUUUAAUGGGUCAAAGAAAAAUUGCUAUCUUGGGUAGCUCAACUAAUGCGGGGACCCAUGAGCCGCCCUAUUUCCUCCAAUCUCCAUUCCAUUUUUCUUAGUAGCAUUCCCAGCGCUAGGGAGAUAUAUGCACAAUAGCCAGUGAUUUGUAUAUAUUUUUAGGAGCAUGCAACCCUCUGGCUCAUAUCGACUCUAGUCAUUAAGUUUAGUACUAAACGCGCUUUGUGCGAUCAAACCCCGAAGAAAAUACCUUGGCCUGAUGUUUGUCUCUAUGAAAGAGUUAAGUUUUGUUUUAUCUUGUAAAUGUGGAUGAAAUGAGCAAUAAUAAGGUCAAUUGAAAGCUUAGCCAAAAAAUUUGAAGUUUGAUCGCGCACUUUGGUUCUUGUAUAGAAGGCAUCAUUAUUACCUUUAAACUCACACCUACGUGAAAAGAUGAAAAGAUUGUUGCUAAAAAUAUGUAUUGCAUGAAAAAGAUUAAAAUUGACUAAGAAGAUAUAUCGUGUCUCCCUAACUCUUGUUGUCGUCGAUAUGCAGAAAAUUACAGUCAAGUAAAAAUAGCUGGACUAGCGGAUUUGAAGACAAAGAAAAUUGUUUUAUUAUUUAAUAUUAUUGCGUAUUAAUUUGUUCAAAAUGAUAGUUUUGAAGACUCAAGCAAUUCUCUGUUUUGUAAAUAUCUGAAUAUUGUACAUGUAAUUUAUUGAUAUUGUUGCUAGUUUGUAAAUACAAUAAUGUAUAAUGGACGUUCAAAAGAUGAUAUAUCAAUAAAAUGUUAAUCUAAAAUAAAC
Cloeon dipterum is the source of this 3319-nucleotide messenger RNA. Its product is annotated as vesicle-fusing ATPase 1-like. The record is from RefSeq and is a predicted model, not a curated record. Gene Ontology annotation, biological process: Golgi to plasma membrane protein transport; SNARE complex disassembly; intra-Golgi vesicle-mediated transport. Gene Ontology annotation, cellular component: Golgi stack. Gene Ontology annotation, molecular function: ATP hydrolysis activity; ATP binding. The coding region runs from base 148 to 2397 and encodes 749 amino acids. The transcript has 10 exons. Lineage: Eukaryota; Metazoa; Arthropoda; Insecta; Ephemeroptera; Baetidae.